AUGGUAACUCUCGCUGAGCAGCUGCUCCAGGGGGCGCCGUGGUCUGCACACUGCUUCCACAUCCUCUCAGCUGCGUUGCUGAUGUCAUCGUGGUGCGUUCAGGGUCUGCGGGUCGAAGUGGUUCCCAGACAGCCUCUGUUCAGGCUGGCGGAGCGUCAGCAGCUGGUUUGCUGCGUUCAGGAUUGUUCACUGAUGCCGAGCAUCUCCUGGUCUCUGCCCGGGGAUCGACCUCUGACCGCCGCGGUCACCACCAACACCAGCUGCUCUGUGUUGACCUUUGACCCUGUGAUGAUGGAGCAUGAGGGUGCUCUGCUGUGCAAAGUCGACUGUGGAGGAGACAGGAAGCAGAUCCUAACCAACGUGCACGUGUACUCCCCCCCAUCAGCCCCUCUGAUCCGAGGCCAGGACCACUUGAGACUGGGGGUGGAGUCCGGCCUGACCUGUCAGGUGUCCGACCUCCACCCCUCAGAGCUGCUCACCCUCACCUGGUUCCACGGGGACAGAGCCGUGCAGAGCGUGGUCGGCGAGCCCGGGUCCAGCUCGGUCUGGUCCGAGUACCGGUUCACUCCUCAGGACCAGGACUCGGGGGCCAACCUCAGCUGCAGGGCCACGCUGGACCUGCUGAGGCUGCCGCCUCAGAUCCGGACCAGAGAGACCAGGAUCUGCCUCCACCUGCUCCAUGCUCCUGUCGUGACGUGGAUCUCCGACUCGGUGGUGGUCAUGGUCAACUCCUCGCUCACGGUCAGCUGUUCAGCGGCGGGAAACCCCGAGCCGGAGGUCACCUGGAGCUUCAGGACCACGGACGGUCGCUCGCUCCUGCGGGGGCGUGGCCAACAGCUGGUCGUCAAGGCGAUGAGUCUGUUGGACGCUGGACGCUACGAGUGUGACGCCCGGAACAGCGAGGGAAGCCAGACCGCUGCGCUGGACGUCACUGUGCACGCUCCACCCACCAACACCUCCAUCUCUGUGAGUCCCGGUGAGGACGUGGUGGAAGGUCAACAGGUCAACAUCACCUGCCGAUCAGACGGAGCUCCGCCCACCACGCUGGUUCUGACGAGGGAUUGGGCGGAGCUUCAGAGGACUGACCCCGCCUCAUCUUCAUCACUCUCCUUCAGCCUCUCUACAGCCUUAAUGCGAGACUCCGCCCUCUACAAGUGUGAAGCGGCCAAUCAGUACGGAGUACAGCAGGUGACCACCUCCGUCAGGGUCAAAGCUCACGCUCUGCAGGCGGAGCUGAGUCCCCAGCGCCCGGCGGCAGAGCGAGGUGCAGAUCUGCUCCUCACCUGCAGGGGGUCCGGGUGUCUGCACCCCCCCACCCUCACCUGGAGGGCCGAGGGCCGGAGCGUCCUCCAGAGGACGCAGCAGCAGGACGGUCUGUCCCUGCUUCACCUGCCGGGCCUUGACCUCCAGGACCAGGGAGGCUACAGCUGCGAGGCCGAGUGCGACGCCGUCAUCAGGACCAGAACCGUCCGGGUCCAGGUCUACUCGUUUCCAUCGGAUCCGGUUCUGAUCGACCCCGGUCCCGUCCUGUUGGGUCAGCAGGCCGUCCUUCGCUGUGAUGUCAUUAAUGUCUUUUCCACCAAUCAGCUGAGGAUCCACUGGCUGUUGGGGAAAACUGCUCUGAUGUCAGAGUCCUUCGGGUUCUACGGUUCUUUACAGAACGUCUCCUCUGUUCUUCGUCACCUGGUGGAGGCGGAGCAGCAGCUUGUGACCUGCAGGGCGGAGCUGCUGACUGAUGACAGUGACCUGUGGCGGUCCAGGAGGACGAGUGUUCGUCUGCAAGUCCACUACGCUCCGAGGAGAACCUCCCUCUCCGUGAGUCCCGGGGGGGGCAUGGUGGAAGGUCAACAGGUCAACAUCAGCUGCAGCUCCGACGGAGCUCCGCCCAGCACUCUGGUGCUGAGGAGGGAUGGGGCGGAGCUCCAGAGAAGUGAUGCUGCCUCCUCAUCCUCGCUCUUCCUCAGCCUGUCUUCUGCCUCGCUGGAAGACUCCGCCUUCUACCAGUGUGAAGCGUCCAAUCAGUACGGAGCACAGCUGGUGUCCAGCUCUCUCAGGGUCAAAGCUCCUCCCAGAAACACGACCGUCCUCGUCCUGCCGUCCACCGUCGUCCACGAGGGACAGGACGUCACCGUCUGCUGCCAAACCAUCAGCUUCCCUCCGGCGGCCAUGACUCUGAGGAAACUGACCAAUGGGACGGAGCUGUUUUCCCUCAACGGCACCUUCCUAUUGGUCAACGUCACGGCCAGAGACUCUGGCUUGUACCAGGUCAACGUGACCAACGACCUCGGAUACCAGGUCAAAGUUUUCAGCAUCAGUGUCAGAGAGAGAAGUCCUGAUCUUCAUCCUCGUCUCAGCGUCGUCAUCAUCACGCUCCUGAUAUUCGCCGCAGCAGCUAUUUCUCUGCUGCUCGACUUGCUGAGGAGAUCCAGGAAGAGAGGUUUCUAUUCGCUGAGCCGCUCGGCUCCGCCCUCCGCCUGAGGCUCCGCCCUCCGCCUGAGAGCCCGCCCUCCGCCUGAGGCCCCCUGCUGGCUUCAACGUGUCUCUGCAGAACGACGCCUGAUUCGUCGAACUGUCUCCUGACGUUAUCACAUGUUCAAAUGUUCCAGUCUGACACGCGGCCGUCAUUUCCCAGCAUGCUCAGCAGCUGACACUCUUUUUUAUGAACUUACUCACAGAUACUUUACUUUGUCGCCAGUCUGU
Limanda limanda (common dab) is the source of this 2700-nucleotide messenger RNA. RefSeq names its product vascular cell adhesion molecule 1b (gene vcam1b). The record is from RefSeq and is a predicted model, not a curated record. Bases 1 to 2478 code for a protein of 825 amino acids. The transcript is spliced from 12 exons. Gene Ontology annotation, biological process: cell-cell adhesion. NCBI's taxonomy places the organism in Eukaryota, Metazoa, Chordata, Actinopteri, Pleuronectiformes, Pleuronectidae. Gene Ontology annotation, cellular component: membrane.